Nilaparvata lugens (brown planthopper) is the source of this 1243-nucleotide messenger RNA. RefSeq lists its product as uncharacterized. The record is from RefSeq and is a predicted model, not a curated record. The transcript has 2 exons. NCBI's taxonomy places the organism in Eukaryota, Metazoa, Arthropoda, Insecta, Hemiptera, Delphacidae. The coding region runs from base 247 to 945 and encodes 232 amino acids.
GAGAGAGAGAGAGUGAGUUUGUGUGAGUGUGUGAGCGAGGGAGUGGAAAAACACUAUUGUUCAUUUGUAAGCUAGUUGAGGAAUUUUGUCUUUCAAGUGACUUCGACUGUCUUCUGUCGCCUUGUCGACUAGUAAUAGGAAAUCAUUAGUGUUUUGAAUACGAGCAACAAGAAAGGAUCAGUUUUGUGGUGUUCAUUUGUGUUCUUGGUGAAUAAUUAUAGUUUUUUCAUUUUCGUGUUAUCAAUUAUGGGAAAGACUCGAAAAUGCUUGUCAGCUCCAAGGAAAAAGCGGCGAUUGAAUGAUGCAUUGAAAAAAUACAUGGAGGAAAAGAGGAAAGCAAAGGAAUCUAUGGACAACUUAGUAGAACACAGAAAUGAAAAUGGUGGAGAAGAAAAAGAAGAAGAGCUGCUGGGAAGACGCAUCAUCAAUAUCAAUGAAUUUCUUGAACAAAUAAAACAUUUGGAUCAUCAUAGUCCUUUCGAUUGUUCAUUUAGAGAUAUGAAAGUUGUGGGGGAAAAAAGGGUAGGACUGAAAAGUUGUUUUAUUAUGAAGUGUAAAAUGUGCAAUAUUGUACGAACUAUUUGGUCAGAGAAGAAGAAAGACAAUAGAAUGGGGAUAAAUAUGGCAGCAGUGAGUGGGACAAUGACUACGGGGGGUGGCCACGCUCAGCUGGAGGAGAUGCUGUCCAUCAUGAAUAUUCCUCCAAUUAGUAACAAAACUUAUAUCAAGUAUGAAAAUGAAGUUACUAAAGGCUGGAUUUCAACAUCGGAGAUGUCGAUGAAAGAUGCUGCAGAGGAGGAGGCGAGGCUGGCCAGGGAGCACGGCGACGUAGAUAAGAAUGGCACUCCUCUUAUCACUGUUGUCGCCGACGGCAGCUGGUGUAAGCGAUCCUACCGUAACAACUACUCUUCAUUGUCAGGCGUAGUGAUGCUACAGUGGAAAUAAAGUGUCCAUCAUCUGCGAGAGAACUGACACCAGACGAUGCUAUUAGAAAUAAAAAAGUAACAUUUUGGAGGGUUGAAAAGAAUGGGGAAAUAGGGGGCAUAAAUGAAAACCAUGAUUUUUAUUACAAAGUCCAAGGGCAGCUGAGAGUGACAGGUCGGCAAUUAUGCUAUUUUGUGCUGUGGACACCAAAAGGCAUAAAAGUUGCAAAUAUUGCUAGAAAUGCAAUUUUUUGGGAAACAAAAAUGUUUCCCAAAUUGGAAAAAUUCUAUAUGAACUGCCUUCUGCCAGAAAUUGUAGA